CGACGCCAAGCAAAUCAAAGCCCUAAUAAAGAACUCACCUUUCCUUUGCUCCACCGUCUUCAAUCUCCAGGUCCACGCUGGUCACGGAUCCUCUACGGUUCUUCAAUCUGGAACCGUGUUGCCUAUUAAGGUGCAUAAGAAUGAGGAGACAGGGCAGAUUCUGAAUUUGGUGAUGGCAUGGGCAGAUGAGGGUAAGGACAUGACGGUGUUGGUUCCGGUGGUUUAUAAAGGGGAGAAGGCUUGCCCUGGGCUCAAGAAAGGGGGUUAUCUGCAAAAGAUAAGGACCACUCUGAAAUACCUAUGCCCAACUGAACACAUCCCACAGAAGAUCGAAAUAGAUUUGACAAAUCUAGAUAUUGAUGAUCGAGUUCUUUUACAAGAUGUCAAGGUUCACGAAUCUUUGAAGCUUUUAAGCAAGAACAAUGCGAUUCCAAUCUGUAAAAUCUUGGCCACAAAGCCUCCAGAGCCAGAAACCAAGGAAACAACUACUGAAGCCAAUUGAACAUCAAAGACUUGCAAAAAGUCUCCAGUUCAACUUUGCGCAUUACUGUUAAUUUCAAGCUAGAGCCUCUGCUGAAGAAAAAAGGGCACUUUCAGGGUCUAGAAGGAGCAUAUUCAUUGUGCAAGCUAUUAUUGACGCUUACAUUUAGAAAUGAAGCAAAAUGUUGUAGUUCACUUAUUAAUGAUAAAAUCUUUAGAGAUUGUCAGGAUUCUGCCAAGGUUGUGUUCGUGUUCUAAGAGGAGUUGAUUUUGAUUUGUAGUGCUACAGGCCAACUUGCUUUACCUAGUUAAUUGAAUUUCUCCAUUUAAUCCCAUAUGGGUUAUUUCA
Asparagus officinalis (garden asparagus) is the source of this 829-nucleotide messenger RNA. Its product is annotated as 50S ribosomal protein L25-like. Gene Ontology annotation, molecular function: 5S rRNA binding. Gene Ontology annotation, biological process: translation. Gene Ontology annotation, cellular component: cytosolic large ribosomal subunit. Bases 173 to 502 code for a protein of 109 amino acids. The record is from RefSeq and is a predicted model, not a curated record. The transcript has 3 exons. NCBI's taxonomy places the organism in Eukaryota, Viridiplantae, Streptophyta, Magnoliopsida, Asparagales, Asparagaceae.